UCCCCUGCGCUGGGAGACAAGGCUCCCUAAGGAAGGCCCCUGGGCCUAACCCUACCCUGCUUACCCCGUGGGCCCGGCCUGACGGGCAAAGUGCUCCUUGGCCUCUGCCAGAAGCGCUGAACGGCAUUGACGUCUGCGUAACCGCAGCUGCUUUAGAGCCGUAGAAUCGCUUCUGUUGGAAAACGCCUUUAACAACAUCGAGUCCAACCACUCACCUCACAUUGCCAAGCCCACCACUAAAUCGUGUCCCUACACGGCUUUGCAAUAUCUCCAGGGAUGGGGACUCCACCACCUCCCUGGGCAGCCCGUUACAGUGUCUAACAACACUCUUGGUGUAAAAGUUCUUCCCCUGGAGCAACUUGAACCUAUUGCGUCUUGUCCUGUCAUUUGUUACUUGGGAGAAGAGACCGACUCACACCUUGCCACAACCUCCAUUCAGGUACAAUCGGAAGACUCUGUGAAAAAUAUGAAGGAUUAAAGGGACCACAAGUAUAAUCUCUUAUCUCAUCUCUGUGAGGAUAGUAACUCCAGACUUUUGUUGAUGUGGCACCGUGGGAGAAGCUUACACUGCUGUCUCUGUGUAGGUGAUGGCAAGUGUGUGAUCUGUGACUCCUACGUGCGGCCCUGCACUCUUGUGCGCAUCUGUGACGAGUGUAACUACGGCUCCUACCAAGGGCGCUGCGUCAUCUGUGGGGGCCCAGGAGUAUCUGAUGCCUACUACUGCAAGGAGUGUACCAUCCAGGAAAAAGAUAGAGAUGGUUGCCCCAAGAUUGUCAACCUGGGCAGUUCCAAGACAGAUCUCUUCUACGAAAGGAAAAAGUAUGGCUUCAAGAAGAGGUGAUCCUAUCUGUACGUGGCUACACCUCCAGUUGGGUUGGCAAGAGGGUCUUGGAACAUCUCUGGACUUUACUAUUAUUGAAAAACUGGUUCAUUAUUUUUUCCUAAAGUAGUACAAAUUCAGUAGUGUAACUGGGGUUGGAGCAGGGACUGAAACUUGAUCAGAACUGACAACCAGGCAGAGCAAAUAAGGAUUACUGUCUCUUGCGUUUUGAGAACCUCUGCUAGUAGCUGCCCCAGCUCCCUAUAAAAGCCCUGAUGGGCAAGUAUUUACUUAUGGAGGAGACCAGCUCAGUAGAAAGCAAAUGGCAUUCCUUUUGUGGGGAAACACCUUGCAGUUGUUCUUACCAGGCCUCCUCUCAAAGAUUUAGAACUGCCUCACGCUUUAUUAUCGAGGAACAGAGUGCCAGUCUCUUGUGUGCGCUCCCCUCUCUCCCUUCUUCCAGUAUAUUUCCACACUGCCCUGUUUAGUAAGGAACCUGCUUGUAGCCCAUGCCGUCCUAGGGAGAGCACAGCUGUUCCCUGUUUUCUUUGACAGAUUAAUCCAAGGCCUUUUCUUGUAACCAUUUCUGUAGGAUGCAUACCAAUAAAGCUUCUUUUGGGGUUUUUUUGUAUAACAA
Colius striatus (speckled mousebird) is the source of this 1457-nucleotide messenger RNA. RefSeq names its product PHD finger protein 5A (gene PHF5A). The transcript is spliced from 5 exons. Gene Ontology annotation, cellular component: precatalytic spliceosome; U2 snRNP; catalytic step 2 spliceosome. The record is from RefSeq and is a predicted model, not a curated record. Gene Ontology annotation, biological process: mRNA splicing, via spliceosome. Lineage: Eukaryota; Metazoa; Chordata; Aves; Coliiformes; Coliidae. The coding region runs from base 542 to 841 and encodes 99 amino acids.